UGCAGCCAAGAGUGUUACGGAAUUCAACUUUCCGUGGCUGCCCGGUGGAAAAGAAUGCCAUUAUAACUUUCAGCAAACAUUUUUUUCCUCAAACGUGAUUAUUUAUUUAUUUUUACGUGGGAGGAGAUUGACUGUCCCAGCUGAGGACCCGUAAAAAUAUACUGGUGAUCAUUUUGUUGUUAGCUAACUAUUUAGCAUGCCAGCGUCGUUGCCUUUUAAACUAGCAUUGCCCACUUGCUAAAUUUUGUUUGGAAUAAUUCAAUCAGUUGCGAUUCUAUUUUAUCACACAUCAAGCUAGCUAGUUAUGUUCUGAGCUUUUAGCAUUGUGGUCCUCGUUAACAUUUUUAGCCACUUUUAAUUCAGUUAGCGUUAUUUACUUGCGCCAGCAUAGUUAUCUAAAAUUAACCCACACUUUACCUGUUAUUUGCAUAGCCAGCGUUAUCAAAUUAUAGUAAUUUAGUUAUUUUCUUUACCGAUGCCAUACGAGUUUGUUUUACGCACAUGAAGUAUCUAGCUAACUGGCUACUUAGCGAGCUAAUUUGGUAAUUAGCUACACUAGCUAGCGCGACCUGGUGUUCUGUGAACGAUGCACACUGGUCCUGGCGCUGCCUUUUCCAGUCUGUGAAAACAAUACUCUUGUUUUGAUAAGCCCCUUUGAACCACCGCAAGUGUGAUUUAUUUACGUAUGACUCUAGCUAGAAAGGUGUUCGGACAUUUUGUUUGGUCUUUAUUUAUUUUGCAUUAUUUUGAAUGCAUAUUUUAUUCGCCGGACAGAACGCUUUUCUUCUUGUUUUAGCGUGAGGCGCUGUCUGCCAGUUCCAUAGUUAGUGGAUGUGUCCGUUGCUUUUUUCCCUCUGUAUGUUUCUUAGGGCUACACAGCUAGCUUGCCAGUUGCUUAGUUAGCAGCAUUUAUUCGCUAGCUUACCGUGGUUAUUGACAUCGGCGAGCAGCACAAACCGUUUAUGAAUGUGGAACUGCUUUGGAAUUGUAUUUUUUAGGUUAACUAGCUGGCUGUAAUUAAUUACUAUCAGCCAGUGGCGUAUGAUUUGCGCUGGGGGUUUCAUUGUUAGCUAGCUAUCGGGCUAAUUGUGUGAAUUCGAUUGUGAGGAAAGGACCUAGGUUUCUUUGAAAGUAGCUAUGGAUGAUCAGACGCGAAUGCUGGCAGGUCUCGCCGGACUCGGCGGGUUAUCACAAGGCGACGUUGGCGACCCAGACUCUGUUAGAAAACAGCUCGGUCAACCGCAACAAGACAUUGGGGAUAUUCUACAACAGAUCAUGGCCAUCACAGACGAAAGCCUGGACGAGGCGCAGGCCAGAUGCUGGCCAGAGGAGUCGCCGGCGCACUGGGGCGGAUCAGAUGACCCCGCAGAGGGAGGGGAAGCUGGGGGGGGCACGGCAGGGGGUGGCCUGCCGCUCAACUUCCAGCACAGGAAACACGCCCUGAACUGUCACAGAAUGAAGCCCGCCCUCUUCAGCGUUCUGUGUGAGAUCAAAGAGAAGACGGUGCUGAGUAUCCGAGGCAUUCAGGAUGAGGAUCCCCCAGACCCCCAGAUCAUGCGUCUGGACAACAUGCUGCUGGCCGAGGGCGUGUCUGGCCCAGAGAAGGGCGGGGGCUCGGCAGCGGCGGCUGCGGCGGCAGCAGCAGCAGGAGGGUCACCCGGUGCCGACGGAGGCAUCGAACACUCAGACUACAGAGCCAAGCUGGCCCAGAUCAGACAGAUCUACCACUCUGAGCUGGAGAAAUAUGAGCAGGCAUGCAGUGAGUUCACCAACCACGUGAUGAACCUGCUGAGGGAACAGAGUCGCACACGGCCCAUCUCUCCCAAGGAGAUCGAGCGCAUGGUGGCCAUCAUCCACCGCAAGUUCAGCUCCAUCCAGAUGCAGCUCAAACAGAGCACCUGCGAGGCCGUCAUGAUCCUACGCUCCAGAUUCCUCGACGCCAGGCGUAAGAGGCGUAACUUCAACAAGCAGGCUACGGAGGUUCUGAACGAGUACUUCUACUCCCACCUGUCCAAUCCCUACCCCAGUGAGGAGGCUAAAGAAGAGCUGGCCAAGAAGUGUGCCAUCACCGUCUCCCAGGUUUCUAAUUGGUUCGGCAACAAGAGAAUACGGUACAAGAAGAACAUUGGUAAGUUCCAGGAGGAAGCGAACCUCUACGCAGUUAAAACAGCGGUGGAUGCUGCCAGCGUGUCGGCGCAGGCUAGCCAGGCUAACUCUCCGGCGACGCCCAACUCAGGGUCGUCAGGGUCUUACAGCUUGUCUCAUGCUGGCGACGCUGCCGCUGCCUACCUCGGCCUGCACCCCUUGAACCUCAACGGGGCUGGGGAGGCCGUCCUCAACAUCUCUCCCUCUCUGCAGCCCCAGGUGGAUACCCUGCACCGUGUUACACGCCUGACGGCAGGCUAUGAGGAGCUGACCACUAGCGCCCUCUACGCCCCACACCGCCUCGACACUAGCAACAGCUGGCAGGACAACACCCACCCCUCCUGUGUCACUUCUCCACCAGCCCCCCCUGGCAGUGUCCACUCUGACACCUCCAACUGAGACACCCCUCUUCCUCCACCCCAGAGACCUUUCUUUUGGGAUAUGCUCGGACUACCCACUUACACACCCACCCCAUCCUCCUUCCUGCCUACCUCUCCACUACCGGUCCGGACUGGGCAACUCAUGCCAGGCGCUGUGUAUACACACACAUACACACUCUCAAACACACACUUGUGUGGACUGUUAAGAUGGACAAGUGAACAGAAGACAUUUACCUUCCACACUAGAGAAAUUCUGGAGGCUCGUUUUUGUCUUCAUAUUGAAUGAGGAGACUGACUGGCGCCUGAUCAUGACAUCAUAACCCCUCGCUGCCUCCAGGACCUUUGACCUUUGGGGAACUACUAACCCAACCUGGCUGUGUAGGGCAGGUGAUGAUCACUGUCUGUACAUUACCUGUGUAAAUCCUCAUGUCAACUCCACACAGUGUUCACAGCCUGUCCAUUACCUAUCCCUUGUGAGGUUCUGGUGUUGAUUUGUGUGAUAGUGGUCUCACACACACACACACACACACACACACACACACUCUCUGGCGAUACGGAUCACAAGACGAGCUCUGCUCACCUUGCUUGUACCAAAGUGAUGUCCUCUCUCCUCCUUCCCCCAACCUGAUAGUUUUCACCCCCUUCUGUUCCUCUGAGAACCAACUGGUAACACAAAGACACCGCUGUUGUAUCUCUCAUUUUUUGGUAUUGAGCGAGUGCUUUAUAGGUCAGAUAUGCACACACCACCCACUUUUACAACCCCUCGUAUGGAACGUGGACACAGAUCUGUCAAGCACAAACGUUUGCACCUUUUUUACAGGUGCCGUCUACCUGGUGACAGUAGUUCUGGGGAGUUGAGCAUACAGUUGGCCUGAGGGCAGGACUGAAGAUGGAGUGGGGAAAUGAGCGAUCCUCUUUAGUCCUCCAGAGGUCGUUUCUAUUGCGUCCCCCUUCGGUUAGUCAUCAAAAGCGAUCGACUCAUUUGUAGGCAUUUACUUUCCUCUGUCAACUACUUUUAGUUGAUUGUAGCCUUUUUUCUUUCUAAUGUUGUUUCACAAAGAAAUGCACCAGCCACCAAAUAAACAGUUUGUUUAUAGAACUUAAAUGUGGUGUUGGGACGGUGAAAUGGGUGGAAUGAAAUACGUUUUGGGGCAGAGAUGGCUAUUUCAUUGGGGGGACAAAAUGUGACAUGAAAAUUAUUUGUGACCGUCUUCCAAUGCAUGUAGGCUUUUUAGGUGUUCAGUGAUGGCUCUCAUUUAAAUAUUCCAAGUCAUUUAGCUUCUUCACUUUUGUUUUCUCAAAAGACACAGACCAAAAAAGGAGUAAUGCGUUAUGCUGUAUGUACAGAGUUUCUUAGAUGUUUCAAUCGGGAUGGCUUAAUGAACACAGCCCAGCCUUGCCGUAUUCAUUAGGAACGAAACUGGCUGAAGCUGAGGGGAGGGACUUACCUGAAUUUGUCCAACAAGAAAUGCUUUUCUUUUUUUUGUUGCCAUUGCUAAACAUUUUUGCUACGGUACAAAACGUUUCACUUUCGGUGUACACUAAUGAAUAGGACCCUGGGUUUAUACUCCACCAAAUGGUCUCUGGAUCAGAACUCUCCUGGGCCGUGCACCGAAGUGCGUGAAGUCAGACGUUAUGGAGUACAUUCAGCCUUUACAUUUUUUUUUUAUCAGCUAGUCUUUGGUAUAUUUAACAACUGUGGCCUCCCCACUAGCAGGGUAUUGUUCAGUAGGGCGAAAACAUUUUAAAACCGAGUGAUACGGGUAGAUGCUACUACCUGAACUUAUCCAAUAGGAAUGUGUGUAUUUGGUUGCAAACCGUUUUGCUACGAUGUGCCCUACUGAACAGGACUCGGGUGGAAGUCCCCGGUCCAGACAGGGCUUAAACUCUCAUCUACUCAUAAUAAUCUGUCUUGCUCACAGGCCACACUACAACUUUGCAUUGUACCAAAAAUACCAGUUAUCAAGAUGAUUAUAUUUCACACACAAAAGUUGGUGAAUAAAAAGUUCUGUUUUGGGGUAGAGGGAAUUGUAUUUGUACUUGUCUUUUUAUGGUGUUGUCUGGCCUCAUGUCGUUUAAGUUUGGGGUUAUAUAUUGGGGGGGGGGGGGUCUGUUUGUCUGUCACACCAGUGCUAAAGAAUUGAUUGUAUUGUUGCUGUGGAGACGACAGAGCAUCGUUGCCGUAGAGAGCACCUGUUCCAUGGGAAGGCAUGUUGUUUUCUCCCUUUACUCCAUCUCAGAAUCUGCUGGUAAAAAUGGAUCCUAUUGGUUUAGCUCUAUGAUUUGGCCAAUCAGCAAGGGCUUUACUCUGUUAACUGUUACCAAAAAGGUACCACUGGUUUUAUUACCAUAAACAAGGCAGUCUUCAGUUUCUCUGAUUUCAUUUCCUUUUAUUUUCAUUCAGCUUAAAAUUGUUAUUUACAAUCAUACAUCAACUGUUAAGAGUACCGGGCAUUUUGAUAAAGGACAAACUAUAUAUUAAACAGAUAUACAUACAUCGUUACAGAGAACUCUUAUAUUGUAUUACCCAAAUUAGUGUCCUUGUUUACUGUUAUUAUAAACAUUUCAUAUAGCUUAUUAUAUCUUACCACUACUACACCAAAUUAGUCUUGUCUUUUUCUACCAGUCGUAAAUGGAUGUCACUGUACAGAUUGUGGAAUGUUCGUUUCUCUUUUUAUAAACCCUCUGCUUUAUUUUUGGGUGAGUUGCCUGAUUGUUUGGUCUUUAAUGUUCUCCUGAGGUUGGGGUCAAGUUAAUUAUUUUAUUUUUUAAUGAUUAUCUGCAUAUUUUAACUUGGUCUUUUUGUUAAUUGGGGUGAUGGGUAUUGUAUUUUGUUUGGUACUGUGUGAAUUCCAAUUGGAACUUCUGUGAAACCGCAUUUUAGCAAUAACCGCUGAAACAAUGCCAGCGUCAUUGUUGGCCAUCUUGCUAGCAUAUACCGUGAAUGCAUUUAAUCGGCCCUUGCCUCAACUGGGGAACAAAGUCUCUCUCACAUUUUUAGAAAUCCCUUAUCCAUUUAAAACUUAGGCCAUUUUGUCUGGAUUGACCCUAUUUAAAAAAAGUGUUUUCUCCCAGUAUUUUAUACUAACGGUAUAGUUAAACGUAUACAGGUUGAGCCAAUAGUUAGUCACCUACUGUAUGAUUCUACCACAGAAUAUUCUAUCUGCGACCGUAGAUUUCCACAGCACCAAAUCAAACGAUACAUUAAACCCUUUUAAUGUGUCACUUUGUUUUGUUAGUAUCUUUGUAUAUUGCUCCCUCUUCUUCGUCCCCUUGUAUUUUAAAUACCCCCUCUCGUCUCUACCUCUGUCUCUUGUAUAUAAAACCCCACUGUUUCAAGACCUGCGAGUCUGUACGAACUUAUUUUAUACCUCAACUUUAGAAUUGUUCUAGAACGAGUAAAAAGAAUGACAAGUUGUAGUGUUCCUUAUUAGAAGAAAAAAAUGAAUAAAAUAAUUGUGCUUUUCAUUA
Oncorhynchus masou masou (cherry salmon) is the source of this 5996-nucleotide messenger RNA. RefSeq names its product pre-B-cell leukemia transcription factor 4 (gene pbx4). The coding region runs from base 1138 to 2544 and encodes 468 amino acids. Gene Ontology annotation, biological process: eye development; neuron development; embryonic organ development. The transcript has 10 exons. Gene Ontology annotation, molecular function: DNA-binding transcription factor activity, RNA polymerase II-specific; RNA polymerase II cis-regulatory region sequence-specific DNA binding. Gene Ontology annotation, cellular component: nucleus. The record is from RefSeq and is a predicted model, not a curated record. Lineage: Eukaryota; Metazoa; Chordata; Actinopteri; Salmoniformes; Salmonidae.